Tigriopus californicus is the source of this 1838-nucleotide messenger RNA. RefSeq names its product 4-aminobutyrate aminotransferase, mitochondrial-like. Gene Ontology annotation, biological process: GABA catabolic process. NCBI's taxonomy places the organism in Eukaryota, Metazoa, Arthropoda, Copepoda, Harpacticoida, Harpacticidae. Gene Ontology annotation, molecular function: pyridoxal phosphate binding. Bases 64 to 1656 code for a protein of 530 amino acids. Gene Ontology annotation, cellular component: mitochondrion. The transcript is spliced from 8 exons. The record is from RefSeq and is a predicted model, not a curated record.
AAACGGGUGCUUUGAUCAUCUCCACAUCAGUCGUGAAGUCACAGAGCGCCCAUUCAGAAAGAUAUGUUCCAAAGAACCCAAAAUCUUCAUGCAUUGCUGUAUGAAAUCUCCAAAGUUUCAAACGUCGGUUCUCGGGCGGCGUCUUCCGCCACAACAAGUACGUUGACCAAGAAUUUCAACGGGGCUGAGCCGAGCCAAACGCCGUUCAAAGGAAACCUAAGCACGGUUGCGCAACCAGUGGAUUCGUUCGAAGCUCCGAAUGUUUUCGAGCCGAAAAUCCAUGUUCAGACUAAGAUCCCAGGGCCCCGUUCUAUUCAACUCAAAGAUGAUCUCCAAACGAUGCAACAAAUGGGGACCGUCUCCUUCUUCAGUGACAUGUACAAGUCUCAGGGGAAUUACUUAGCUGAUGUGGAUGGCAACGUAUUCUUGGACUGCUUUAUGCAAAUUGCAUCCAUCCCUUUGGGCUACAACCAUCCAGCCAUACUGGAAUCAUUGUCCAAACCGCACAACGUCCAAUUGAUGGCCAACCGUCCAGCUAUGGGUUGGUUCCCAACGGAAGAUUGGGCAGUGAAAAUGCGGGAGCUGUUCAUGUCUGUGGCUCCCAAAGGUCUGGACCAGGUCUAUCCCAUGAUGUGUGGAACUUGUUCCAAUGAGAAUGGAAUCAAGCUGAUGUUCCAACGCUACAUGCAUCAUCAACGUGGAGGCAGAACGGAUUUCAAUGAGGAAGAGCUCACUUCCACUAUGAAACACGAGGCUCCCGGAUCUCCGGAUUUGUCCAUCUUGGCCUUCAAGGGAGCUUUCCACGGGAGAACUGUGGGUCUCUUGAGUUGCUCUCACUCACGCCCUAUCCAAGGGGUGGAUAUUCCAACCAAGAAAUGGCCCAAGGCUGAAUUCCCGCGAUAUCGUUACCCACUUCAAUCGUUUGAGCAAGAAAACAAAGUGGAAGAUGACCGCUGUUUGGCCACCGUUGAAGAACAGAUCUACAAUCAAACCCAAUUGGGCUCUCCUGUGGCAGGGAUUAUUGUUGAACCUAUUCAGGCUGAAGGUGGCGAUUACCACGGGUCCAACUAUUUCUUCCAACAAUUGGGCAAAAUCACUAGAAAGCACAACAUCUCGCUUCUGUUUGACGAGGUUCAAACCGGUGGUGGUGCCACUGGAACCAUGUGGUGUCAUGACCAAUUCGACAUGGAACACGGCCCCGAUAUUGUAACAUUUUCCAAGAAAAUGCUCAGCGGAGGAAUUUAUCAUAAUCAGGAUCAUCGGCCAGCUCAACCUGGCCGAAUUAUCAACACUUGGGUGGGAGACCCUCAUAAAAUAGUCAUGCUGGAGGCGGUUUUGCAAACAAUCCAAAGAGAUAAUUUGUUGACAAGAGUUCGAAGAUCGGGUGACGUCAUGGUCAAGGGACUUCUUGAACUCGAGGAAAUGUAUCCGGACCUUGUUCACUCAUCACGUGGCCGAGGUACAUUCUGCGCAAUUGACGCAUCAACUGCGGAGAUUAGAGAUGCCAUUAUCAACCAGAUGAAACUCGUCGGGGUUCUGGUUGGAGGAUGUGGAACUCAAACGAUCCGUCUACGACCAUCUCUCAUAUUUGAAGAGCAUCACGCACAUCUCAUGUUGGAGAAAUUCCACGACGUCCUGAGUUCUUUGCGCAAAUGAUUAUCUUUUUAUAUCCGAACGAAUGUUUUGACAGCAUUUAUACUAUGGAAACAUGUGUCUAGUUUUUAAGACCCCUUUUGCCAAAUGGAUACCAAGAAGUUUAAUGUAUUUUCACACAAACAUGCAUGUUAAUAUUACCGAGUCCUUAAAUGAAAUCAAGCCAAUAAAUGAUUAAGCCCAAA